GUGGCUUUUACUGUCUACUGACGUUAUAGAGCUAGUUCGGUAUGUUGUAGUAAAAUCAUAAUUUGCCUUUUGUAUAAAUAUAUGAAUGACUUAUGAUAUUCUUCUACCGACAAGGUGAAGGGACAUAAACACUGUGUAUAAUAAUUUAAAAUAGUUUUGAUUAAACUUUCAAAGUUAGUAAUUAUGACGGGAGAUGUUGAUAAGUGGAUAGAUAUAGCAAAGAGGUGUAAAUACUUGCCGGAAGAUGAUCUGAGAGAACUCUGUAAUAUAGUAUGUGAUUUAUUACUAGAAGAACCGAAUGUUCAACCAGUCCAAACACCAGUUACUGUUUGUGGUGAUAUUCAUGGUCAGUUCUAUGACUUAGAAGAGCUAUUCCAUAUAGGAGGACAAGUUCCUAGCACUCAGUAUAUAUUUAUGGGAGAUUAUGUCGAUCGAGGGUACUACAGUCUUGAAACGUUGACACUCUUAAUGGCUCUUAAAGCCAGGUACCCUGACAGGAUAGUAUUACUAAGAGGGAACCAUGAGACCUGUCAAAUAACCAAAGUUUAUGGUUUCUAUGAUGAGUGUCUGAAUAAAUAUGGAAAUGCAAAUGCAUGGAAGGAUUGUUGCAGGGUGUUUGACCUACUUACUGUAGCCGCGUUAAUAGAUGAGACAAUUUUGUGUGUCCAUGGAGGUCUGUCACCUGAUAUAGCAAUGCUGGAUCAAAUCCGUUGUAUUAAUAGAAACCAACAGAUUCCUCACAAAGGUGCCUUUUGUGACUUACUCUGGUCCGACCCAGCGGAUGUCAAAACAUGGGCUUUAAGUCCCAGAGGGGCUGGAUGGUUGUUUGGCAGUUACGUCACAGAUUUAUUUAUGAAUUAUAACAAUUUAGAACUAAUAUGCAGGGCCCACCAACUUGUUAAUGAAGGCUACAAAUACAUGUUUGAUAGAAAGUUGGUGACAGUGUGGUCGGCACCUAACUAUUGCUACCGUUGUGGCAAUGUCGCUUCUAUUUUGGAGUUCAAAAGCGUGAACCAACGUGAUUUCAAAAUCUUCAAUGCUGUGCCCGAUAGCGAAAGAAAAGUCCCACCUCAGCAUACAACACCAUAUUUCCUUUAAUACUUAAUGUAUUAUUUUUCACAUUCAUUUUUAUAAUUAAUUGUUAUGUAUUGAUUCACAGUUCUAUUUACGGUAAUUGUUAUUAUUUAAAAAAAUCAUCUUUGAGCUUUGUCCGGCGCUCCAUUCUUGGACCAAAAUGUAUGAUCUUGUGUGAGGUGCUACCCAAUUUACAUCAAAUUAUUUUGUAGCAGUUACUUUACGCUUUAUUAAAAAUAUGAAAUGAAACCUAUACAUCUAUGAUACAUACAAAUAAAAAAGCUGAUUUACUAUAAA
Molecule: messenger RNA, 1371 nt
Organism: Danaus plexippus (monarch butterfly)
Lineage: Eukaryota; Metazoa; Arthropoda; Insecta; Lepidoptera; Nymphalidae
Gene: PpV
Product: serine/threonine-protein phosphatase 6 catalytic subunit
Exons: 7
Coding region: 184-1098 (304 amino acids)
Biological process (GO): G1/S transition of mitotic cell cycle; peptidyl-serine dephosphorylation
Cellular component (GO): cytoplasm
Molecular function (GO): protein serine/threonine phosphatase activity
Source: RefSeq, a predicted model, not a curated record